GUCUUUAAUAGACCCGAAUUUAACCUUUUUUUUUAUUUCUUCAAAACAAAAAAAAAAGAAAUAUAGCUGUAUGUAAGAUAGUCUUGCAAAUACAUGUAUUUUCCCAAAUGCAAUUAUAUAAAAGGUAGCAUAUUUUUUAAUACAAAAUGAGUUCUCAUGCGAUAUCGCGGGGAUUAUUUACCUAGUAUAACUAAUAACAAAAGAUUGUCGUCUAAAAUUGAACUUAUAACUAAAUUAGAUAGAAAAUGACUAAUUUUACCAUUAAUCAGGCAAACAUUUGAUUGGAUAAUAUUUUUCCAAAGGGCUCUAAAAAAAAGUUGACGGAAUGUAAAAAUGGGCUUACAUUUACCACAGUAACUCAGCCCAGACUAUUCUCUAAGAUUUUAGCAUCGAUUGAUUAUUAAGGUAAAUUAAUAAAGAGCAAAUCAAUUCCUCUCUCCAGAUUCAAGAUUAUGUUUUAUUUAUUUUUUCCAGAUUCCGAUAAUUCCACUCUCUAGAUCCUCCUCCAUAUAAGAUGCGGAAGAAGCUUGAGAUGAAGAGUAGAAUCAUUCCUCAGCCAUAGGGAGAGAAGAGACAAGAACAACAAUCAAGACAUCUCGUGUAAUAAUUACACACAGAUUGAGACAAUGGAGAGAAAGCCCUUUGAGGUUGAGACGACGGAGGAUCACAAACCCUACUCCGAUGGAGGUGGUUCUGAUUUAACGUCGACGGUUGAUUCAUCUGGCGACGAGCAGAAAAAGCUCGUUUAUAGAGGCUGGAAAGUCAUGCCUUAUAUCAUUGGUAAUGAGACAUUUGAGAAGAUUGGGAUCAUAGGGACAUUAUCAAACCUUCUAGUGUACCUAACUCAAGUAUUCAACCUUAAGAAAUACACAGCUGCAACUAUUAUCAAUGCCUUUAGUGGCACUAUCAACUUCGGCACUUUCUUCGCUGCUUUUCUGUGUGACACUUACUUUGGCCGCUACAAGACUCUCAGUGUGGCUGUCAUCGCUUGUUUUCUGGGAUCGGUUUUUAUACUAAUGACGGCUGCAGUUCCGGGAUUGCACCCGACUCCUUGUGGAACUAAAAGUUCGUGCCAAGGGCCAAAUGGGGGGCAGGUUUUGUUUCUGCUGUUGGGUUUAGCGCUUCUCGUAGUCGGUGCUGGUGGUAUCAGGCCGUGUAAUUUGGCCUUUGGAGCUGAUCAGUUCAACCCCAAGUCAGAAUCUGGAAAGAAAGGAAUCAACAGUUUCUUCAACUGGUACUUCUUCACUUUCACGUUUGCGCAGAUCAUCUCGCUCACGCUAGUUGUGUAUAUCCAGUCAAACGUGAGCUGGACCAUUGGUUUGAGUAUCCCUGUGGGUCUAAUGUUCUUGGCCUGCGUCAUUUACUUUGCUGGCCAUAAUCUCUACGUAAAAGUGAAAGCCUCGGGUAGUCCCUUGGCUGGCAUCGCUCGUGUUAUAGCUGCAGCGAUCAAGAAACGAGGGUUGAAGCCUGUUAAGAAGCCUUGCUCCGAUCUUUACAAUCACAUCCCGCCUAACUAUGCAAACUCUACACUCAAAUACUCCGACCAGUUUAGAUUUCUCGACAAAGCAGCAGUCACGACCCCUGAUGACAAGUUGAAACCCGAUGGAACGGCUUCAGAUCCAUGGAAUCUAUGUACGAUGCAGCAGGUGGAAGAAGUGAAAUGCAUUGUAAGAGUGAUUCCAAUCUGGUUUGCUUGCGCGGUUUACUACCUCGCAAUAACAUUGCAAAUGACUUAUCCGGUCUUCCAAGCGCUCCAGAGCGACCGGAGAUUGGGUUCAGGUGGCUUCAAGAUUCCAGGCGGCACCUAUGUAGUGUUCUUGAUGUCCGGUAUGACGGUUUUCAUCAUAUUCUACGACCGUGUCCUUGUCCCGUCGCUCAGAAGAGUGACAGGGCUAGACAAUGGUAUAACUCUCUUACAAAGAAUCGGAUCAGGCAUUUUCUUUGCGCUUUUGAGUAUGUUGAUUUCUGGGUUCGUUGAGGAACGGCGAAGAGCCAUUGCACUGACAAAACCUACUCUCGGGAUCGAGCCUCGAGCUGGAGAAAUCUCAUCAAUGUCAGCGAUGUGGCUGAUACCGCAGCUCGUGCUUGCAGGGAUAGCUGAAGCUUUUGCAGCUGUUGGACAAAUGGAGUUUUACUACAAGCAGUUUCCUGAAAACAUGAAGAGCUUUGCGGGUUCUAUCUUCUAUGUCGGUGCAGGAGUUUCUAGCUACCUCGCUAGCUUCUUGAUCUCGACUGUUCAUAAAACAACUGAGCAUUCACGCUCCGGGAAUUGGCUAGCUGAGGAUCUGAACAAAGGGAAGCUGGAUUACUUUUAUUUCAUGAUCACUGGCCUCAUGUUUGUCAACAUGGGUUACUUCUUGUUAAUGGCUAAAUUUUAUAGAUACAAAGUCACUAACGAUGAAGCAAAUUCUGUGAUUAAGACCAAUGAAGAAGAGACCAAGGAGAAUCAGCAACAAGACAAGAGCUAUGUCUGAUCUUGAGACUUUAAUUCUAUUUUUUCUUCUACUCUAGUCUCCCUCUUUGUUGUUGUACCUGAUAGAUAUAAGAUAAACCACUUCAUCUUUCUAAACAUGUAUUGUACAAGAAGCUUUUUGUUGAUCGUAUCAUACAGUGUAGGAAGAUUCUCUUUCGUCC
Molecule: messenger RNA, 2634 nt
Organism: Brassica napus (rape)
Lineage: Eukaryota; Viridiplantae; Streptophyta; Magnoliopsida; Brassicales; Brassicaceae
Product: protein NRT1/ PTR FAMILY 2.10
Exons: 4
Coding region: 627-2474 (615 amino acids)
Biological process (GO): transmembrane transport
Cellular component (GO): plasma membrane
Molecular function (GO): transmembrane transporter activity
Source: RefSeq, a predicted model, not a curated record